Messenger RNA from Malania oleifera, 2155 nucleotides. Its product is annotated as probable mitochondrial-processing peptidase subunit beta, mitochondrial. Lineage: Eukaryota; Viridiplantae; Streptophyta; Magnoliopsida; Santalales; Ximeniaceae. Gene Ontology annotation, cellular component: mitochondrion. The transcript is spliced from 9 exons. The record is from RefSeq and is a predicted model, not a curated record. Bases 186 to 1790 code for a protein of 534 amino acids. Gene Ontology annotation, molecular function: metal ion binding; metalloendopeptidase activity. Gene Ontology annotation, biological process: proteolysis.
GUGUAGGUAGGAGUGAGUGCAAAAAAAUUAAAUAAAAAAGGCGGUGUAGAAAAAAUUUGUUUUGCGAUUGAAAAGAAACCUAAAAGCUCUGUGAAAUCCGUAUAAGCCAGAGGCUUAGCUCUUCGUCCCGCUCCCACCAUUUGUCUGGUUCAGCAGACUCGGUCCGGAUUUCCAAAACCCUAGCUAUGGCGAUUGAGCAGUUGCUAACCCUAGCUCGACGGUCGCGCUACUCAUCCAUGUCGUCUAUCCGCCAAAUCAUCCGGUCGUCAUCAACCGCCUCAGCUCUUGCAUCCUCACCACCACCGUCAGCAUCAUCACCAUCCCUGUCGCCGCCGCCACCGGACGUCAUGAUCUACGACCGCCUCGCCGAGGCCGUCAAAGCUAAGCUCAAGAAGAUCGGAUCCCCAGACGAUAGAUUCCUCCAGCACGGUUCGCCUCAUCCGGUGCUGACGGACCACACCCGGAUCCUGUCCGCUCCCGAGACCCGCACCACCACUCUGCCCAACGGCCUCCGAAUCGCUACCGAGUCGACGUUGGCGUCCCGCACAGCCACCGUGGGGGUCUGGAUCGACGCAGGGUCACGGUUUGAGACCGAUGAAACCAACGGCACCGCCCACUUCCUGGAGCACAUGAUCUUCAAAGGCACUGAGCGCCGCUCCGCCCGCGAAUUGGAAGAAGAAAUCGAGAACAUGGGGGGACACUUGAAUGCGUACACUUCUAGAGAGCAGACCACCUACUAUGCGAAAGUCAUGGAGAGAGACGUGCCUGUGGCGCUCGAUAUACUUGCUGAUAUAUUGCAGAACUCGCGGUUUGAUGAGAAUCGGAUGAAUCGAGAACGCGAUGUGAUUCUUCGCGAAAUGGAAGAGGUGGAGGGACAGACAGAGGAAGUUAUUUUUGAUCAUUUGCAUGCAACUGCAUUCCAAUACACUCCUCUGGGAAGGACUAUUCUUGGGCCUGCUGAUAAUAUUAAGACAAUCACCAAAACUCAUCUUCAAAACUACAUAUCAACACACUACACAGCUCCCAGAAUGGUAAUUGCUGCUUCUGGAGCUGUGAAGCAUGAGGAUAUUGUUGCUCAAGUAAAAAAACUUUUUACAAAGUUGUCAACAGAUCCAACUACAGCCUCUCAGUUGGUUGCUAAUGAACCAACAUUCUUUACUGGUUCUGAGGUCAGGAUGAUUAAUGAUGACAUUCCUCUUGCACAAUUUGCGGUUGCUUUUGAGGGAGCUUCCUGGACAGACCCAGAUUCUAUUGCUUUGAUGGUCAUGCAGUCUAUGUUGGGUUCAUGGAAUAAAAAUGCAGGUGGUGGAAAGCACAUGGGAUCUGACCUUGCACAGAAGAUUGGCAUCAAUGAAGUAGCUGAAAGCAUGAUGGCUUUCAACACCAAUUAUAAAGACACUGGUCUGUUUGGUGUAUAUGCUGUUGCUAAGCCGGAUUGCUUGGACGAUCUAGCCUAUGCAAUUAUGUAUGAGAUAUGCAAGUUGUGUUAUCGAGUUUCGGAGGCAGAUGUUACACGUGCAUGCAAUCAGUUGAAAUCUUCGCUAAUGCUUCACAUAGAUGGGACCAGUCCCGUUGCUGAAGAUAUUGGACGCCAGCUGCUUACAUAUGGCCGGAGAAUUCCUUUUGCUGAAUUGUUUGCUAGGAUUGAUGCUGUUGAUGCAAGCGCUAUAAAACGUGUUGCCUAUCGGUUCAUACAUGACAAGGAUGUUGCGAUUGCUGCCAUGGGGCCCAUCAAAACUUUGCCCGAUUACAACUGGUUUAGACGUAGGACCUACUGGAACCGAUAUUAGGUUAGUUCCCACAUUUCAGGAUCUCACAACUCCUACCAUGCGGCCCAUCCAGGUUCUUUGUACUCACCGCAACAGGUUCAUGUGCAGGAACUGCCUGCAUUGUUCAGUUAUUACUCAUUUUUUGUUUAUCCCAUCAUCUUGUUUAUCUUCUGGAGAUCAUAUGAGCACCUCGUGGAUUUUUAGUUUUGACAGAAUUUACCUCCUUGGAAAUGCUUUUUGAGGGCUGGUAUUUUUUAUAUAUUUUUCCAGGUUUUGUUUUUGUAACAUUUACCAAGCCCCAGAAUAAAAUAAUUUAGUAGGAUCUGGGAGAGGCAUGGUUCUUCCCAGACUGUUAUUUGACGAGGCACUAUGAGGCCAUGUUUUCU